Molecule: messenger RNA, 2209 nt
Organism: Gymnogyps californianus (California condor)
Lineage: Eukaryota; Metazoa; Chordata; Aves; Accipitriformes; Cathartidae
Gene: NHLRC1
Product: NHL repeat containing E3 ubiquitin protein ligase 1
Exons: 3
Coding region: 1-1410 (469 amino acids)
Biological process (GO): proteasome-mediated ubiquitin-dependent protein catabolic process; negative regulation of translation; protein polyubiquitination
Molecular function (GO): translation repressor activity; protein binding; ubiquitin protein ligase activity
Source: RefSeq, a predicted model, not a curated record
AUGGCUGGAAGCGAUGAAUGUUUUACCGGGGAGGUGAAUCUUUUACCGGGGAGGGCGGCCCCGGGAGGGGGCGGAGCGGCGUUGCCGGUGGGCGGGUGCUGGCGGCCGCCAGCACCCGCCCACCGGCAACGCCGCUCCGCCCCCUCCCGGGGCGGUGCCGCCGCGCCCCAGCUCGCCCACAGAGGGCGCCCGGCCGCCUCAGCCCGCCACCCCCCUCAGCCGCCGCCCCGCCUCAGCGCGGCGGGGAUGGCGGCGGAGGACGAGGCGGAGCUGGGCUUGUUGGAGUGCCGGGUGUGCUUCGAGCGGUACGGCCCCGGCGGGCAGCGGCGGCCGCGGAACCUGCCUUGCGGGCACGUCCUUUGUCGGGGCUGCGUGGGGGCCCUGGGCGGCGCCGAGCGCCGGCGGUUGGAGUGUCCCUUCUGCCGGCGGGCCUGCGGCUCCGCCGAGACCAGCGACUGCCUGCCGCUGCUGCAGCUGCUGGAGGUCCUGGGCCCCGCCGGCGGCAGCGUCCCCUCGGCCUUGGGGAGGAGCGCCGGCGGAGGGGCGGCCGGGCCGGCCCCCGCGGGCCUCGGGCUCCGGCUGUCCCUGGGGGGCUGGGGGUCGCUGGUCAACCCCACCGGGGUGGCGGCCUGCCGGAGAUCGGGGCGCCUGGCAGUGGCACACGACGGCAAGAAGAGGAUCCACAUCUUUGGGCCGAGCGGAUUCUGCCUGCAGCGGUUCGGGGAGCGGGGGGACGCGGGCAACGAUAUCAAGUACCCGCUUGAUGUGACGGUCACGCCGGACGGGCACGUGGUGGUCACCGAUGGCGGGGACCGCUCCGUGAAGGCCUUUGAUUUUGAGGGAAGGGGGGUCCUGGCUGUCCGGGAGGGUUUCUGUUUGCCCUGGGGCUUGGAUGCCACCCCCGAGAGUGAAAUAAUCCUGACCGACUCGGAGGCGGGCGCUCUCUACCGCUUGACGGCCGACUUCAGGACGGGGAAAUUAAAGAAGUGUCAGAUGAUCCGCUCUCAGCUCAUCAGCCCAAGAGGGGUUGCAGUCUCCCAGACCUCGGGUGCUAUCGUGGUAAUAGAGCACCUGAAAGCUCAAGGACCGAACAGCGGCAGCACCCGGGUGAAGAUAUUCAGUGCAGAGAUGGAUCUCGUUGGCCAGAUGGAUAGCUUUGGUCUGAACCUCGUUUUCCCCUCCAAAAUAUAUACUACAGCUGUGGCCUUUGACAAAGAGGGUCGUGUUAUAGUAACGGAUGUCUGUAGCCAGGCUGUAAUAUGCUUAGGGAAACCUGAGGAGUUUCCCAUCUUUAACCCUCUCAUUAGCCAUGGGCUUUCUUAUCCUGUAGGACUGACUUACAUGGCAAACAAUUCCCUCGUCGUUUUAGACAGCGGUGAUCAUUCAAUAAAAAUAUAUAGCUCCACCUGAAUGGGUUUAGAUGCUUACUGCUAUAGGUUCAAGUUGCUUUUGGCCAUAAAGCAUGCAAAGUUGUGGUGUUAGUAGGUGUGUAGGGAGGAGGUGUUUUCUGGGCUUUACAUUAGGUGAAAUUGCCCUCUCUGACCAACAUGCUGUGCUUCCUGCAAAACUUGCAUCGAAUCUCUUGCUUAUCCAUGGGAGAAGACCUGGCCGUUGCAGGCCGUAGUCAACAAUGAGUCAACCAAAUGAAUAAUUUGGCAUGUUAAAACUGUUCCGUACCUUGACAACCAAAUGUUUUUGGUACUUUUUGACAAGUAUUGACGACGACAUUUGGAAUGGAGUAAUCAAAGGCCGGCACCUGGGGGAGAGAGUGAUGCAGCGUUUGUUUACAUUUCCCAGCAUGUAGUUUUUCAUUAUUCUCUGUUAAGCAUAGAUACCCUCAUGAGAGUGACAGAGUUUCUGUUUCCAGGAUUUCUACACGAGAAAAGAGACUGACUUGAUGAAAUGAUAGGCGAAAUGGAAGCUUCAGUUCAAGGUCGCCUGAAUCCAGCUAAGAUCAUUGCGAUGGAGGAGCUACCACUGAUGAGAACUGAUGAAACCUGUUGAACUUAAUGUGAAUCUUCCUGUUGACUUCAACAGACAGCAGACGGAUCCAAGAUCUGUGCUGAGCUGACUUCCGUAUGUCUUAACAAACGCAAUUCUACCUCCUCUCUCAAGGCUUUACCUCACUCAGCUUCCUUACAUGCUGACCUUCUGCUUUCCCAUUCAUCCCUACUGAGCAAAAAGCACGCCUCUGAAAACAGAGCCCCAG